UGAGUCUUAGCAAUGAUUUGUUUUCUAUACACACUCUUGCUUUUUCAUCACUUUAGCACAAAGGCAGAAAAUACUUAUUGCAAAAUAAUGGGGGACCCCAAAUACCCGCUGCUAUCAAAGGAUGGAGACAUAACUAUUGGAGCAAUUUUUCCACUACACACUAAAGAAACAUUACCUUCAUUCGAAUUCACACAAAAACCUCAGUUUCUAUCAUGCUCCAGCGUGAGUCCUAGAGAUUUUCGGUUGGCUCAAACCAUGAUUUUUGCAAUUGAGGAGAUUAACAGGAAUGAAAGUUUUCUUCCAAAUGUUUCUAUUGGCUAUAGAAUCUAUGAUAGCUGUGGUUCGAGACUGUCCUCUGUAAGUGCAAUUAUGGCACUAAUGAACGAUCAGGAGUUUGCAGCAGGGAGCAGAUGCAAUGGACAGUCUCCUAUUCAUGCAAUUAUAGGGGAAACAGAGUCUGCCACAACAAUUAUUCUGUCUAGAACCACAGGACCUUUUAAAAUUCCAGUGAUAAGUCACUCAUCUGCAUGUGAGUGUCUCAGUAAUAGAAAAGAUUACCCUUCAUUCUUCAGGACUAUUGCUAGUGAUUAUUACCAGGGCAGAGCACUUGCACUCUUGGUAAAGCACUUAGGCUGGACUUGGGUUGGAGCUGUGAACAGUGACACUGAAUAUGGAAACAAUGGAAUGGCCAUAUUUCUGAACUCAGCCAAAAAGGAGGGGAUUUGUGUCGAGUACUCUGUUAAAUUUUACAGAACAGAGUCUGAAAAACUACAAAAAGUGGUAAAAACAAUGAGGCAGGGCACAGCAAAAGUGGUUGUUGCAUUUCUUGCAUUUUUUGAGACUGGGUUACUAAUUGAGCAACUAAGUAUUCAGAACAUUACAGGCAUACAAAUGAUUGGAGUGGUCGGAUGGACAACUUCAAAGAAUUUAAUAACUCCUAACACAUUUCAUGUGAUGGGAGGGUCAUUAGGGUUUGCUUUGAGAAAACUCCAUAUUGAAGGAUUUUCUGAUUAUGUUAAUAAAUCAUUUUGGAAAACAGCUUUUCCAAAAUGCUCACAAAGAGAUGGUAAUUAUUCUCAAGCUGAAUUAAACUGCAGCAGAUAUCAGGAUCUAUUUGUGCUAAAAAAUUACAAUGAAGAUGUGUCUGAACAAAGAUUUUCAAGCAAUGUAUACAAAGCAGUGUAUGCUGUGGCUUAUGCACUAUACAGUCUGCUGAAGUGCAAAGAACAAGACAUUUGUGAAAAAGCCCUGACAAUAAAACCACAACAGGUUGUUGAAGCUCUUAAAAAAGUAAAUUUCACAGAUAAAUUUGGAGAUCGUGUGUGGUUUGACAGCACUGGUGCUACAGUAGCCCAGUAUGAAGUUGUGAACUGGCAGAAGGACUCUGAUGGAUCAUUUCAGUUUAAAGCAGUGGGUUACUAUGAUGCCUCACUGCCCCCUGACCAGCGCUUUUUCAUUAACACUGAAAACAUAAUAUGGGCUGGAGGACAGCGAGAGAAGCCAAGGUCUGUGUGCAGUGAGAGUUGUCCUCCAGGCACUAGGAAGGCUGCACAGAAAGGAAGACCUGUCUGCUGUUAUGACUGUAUUACAUGUGCAGAUGGAGAAAUCAGUAAUGAGACAGAUUCAAAUAACUGCCAGCAGUGUCCAGGGGAAUACUGGUCUAAUACUGAGAACACUGAAUGCGUGUUAAAGGCUGUAGAGUUUCUGUCAUUCACAGAAGUUAUGGGUAUAGUGUUAGUCUUUUUCUCUCUGUUUGGAGUAGGAAUAACUGUACUGAUGGCCAUCCUGUUUUACAGUAAGAAGGACACUCCCAUAGUAAAAGCCAACAACUCAGAGCUGAGCUUCCUGUUGCUCUUCUCAUUGAUUCUGUGUUUUCUCUGUUCACUUACUUUCAUUGGUCGCCCCACUGAGUGGUCCUGUAUGUUGCGUCACACAGCUUUUGGGAUCACUUUUGUCCUCUGUCUCUCCUGUGUUCUGGGGAAAACAAUAGUGGUGUUAAUGGCAUUCAAGGCCACACUUCCAGGAAGUAAUGUUAUGAAAUGGUUUGGGCCUGCACAACAGAGACUCAGUGUUUUUGCCUUUACACUCAUACAAGUUCUUAUCUGUGUGCUUUGGCUAACAAUAUCUCCUCCUUUUCCUCAUAAAAAUAUGAAAUAUUAUAAGGAGAAGAUCAUUCUUGAAUGCAGUCUGGGUUCUACUAUAGGUUUCUGGGCUGUGUUGGGUUAUAUUGGCCUACUGGCUCUCCUUUGCUUCAUACUGGCUUUUCUGGCCCGGACGCUGCCUGAUAACUUCAAUGAAGCUAAAUUCAUCACAUUCAGUAUGCUCAUAUUCUGUGCUGUAUGGAUCACAUUUAUCCCAGCUUAUGUCAGUUCACCUGGAAAAUUUACUGUAGCUGUGGAAAUAUUUGCCAUUCUGGCAUCAAGCUUUGGUUUAUUACUUUGCAUAUUUGCACCUAAAUGUUACAUCAUUCUGUUUAAGCCUGAACAAAAUACCAAGCAACAUUUGAUGGGAAAAACACAAACUAAAUUCUACUGA
This is a messenger RNA of Paramisgurnus dabryanus, 2535 nucleotides long. Lineage: Eukaryota; Metazoa; Chordata; Actinopteri; Cypriniformes; Cobitidae. The record is from RefSeq and is a predicted model, not a curated record.